AUGCUUCUGUUGAAAGUACACAAAUCUGUAACCCAUCAACGUGUCAUCAAUCCUAUUAUUACAGAUAUUUUGCGCUUAUUAGAACACAAAAAUGGCCAGUUGAUUAAACACCAAAAUGAGCCAGAACGCCUAGAAAACUUGGACAAAAUGUAUUUAAGCGACUCCAGCAGAUCAUUCCUCACCGUCGACAUGAAAGCGAUUUUUCUCGUAGUUCCCAUUGCUUCUCUGGCUCUUCUCAGCUCUGGUCAAGGUCACGGGAAUGCGUUCGAAUGCAGGACACCGGAAGGGAGCGAGCUGCAGAGUCACCUUGACAUCAUAGAUGUAUUCUAUCUAGAACUUCGCACCCUUGCCGCUAGAGGUGCAAGUUACCAGGGACAUCCUCUGGGGGAUGGAGGACAGAUGUAUGCUCUCCUAUUUAAUAGCUCCCUAUACGACUUGGCUAAGAGGGAGAUUGAGAAACGCAAGACUUGGUCCAAUCUGCGAGAAAAUAUCGUUCCUCACGGGCAUGGCUUCAAUGCGCAAUACAAAAAUGAGUAUACUCCUGUGAUGGGAUUAGCUGAGCUCAUGAAAAAAAAGAGACCAGUCUUGGAACAGAUGAUAUAUCCAAAUGCGACAGAGUUUGGAUGCGCCUUCAAACUUCUCAAGGAUUCAAAGGAAGUUUGUCAAAUGAGGCUUGUUUGCGUCCUCGACAAAAGGAAUGUGGCUCCAAGUUAUGAACUUGAAGGAAAGCCAUGCAAGACGGAAAAAGAUUGCACUUAUCUAGAAGCUGUGCAAUGUAGAAGUCCCCUGUGCUACACUCACCUAUGA
Messenger RNA from Necator americanus (New World hookworm), 807 nucleotides. RefSeq lists its product as uncharacterized. The record is from RefSeq and is a predicted model, not a curated record. NCBI's taxonomy places the organism in Eukaryota, Metazoa, Nematoda, Chromadorea, Rhabditida, Ancylostomatidae. Bases 1 to 807 code for a protein of 268 amino acids. The transcript is spliced from 8 exons.